AAUUUAAGAGAAUGUUGCUGAUGAUGCAUCUCAUAACACCACCUGUACUACACCUGAGCAUGAGGAAGGCAGGUGCCCUACUGCAGAGGGGGAAUUCUAUCAAAAACACAAACAGUCCAGUCAGGCCUCAUUGCUCCAGGUAGUCCUCCAGUAUGCUGAAGACCAGGACUGAAUUCACAGCCCAGUCUGCAGGAAGCCAGUAGUGCAGCUGCUGUUUUUCAAGACCACAAAUCUCCCUAAAUACUGCCAGUCAGCUGCUACAUGGUCUGCAGCUGCAACAUAGAAGGUACCUGUAAUAUUUAGCAAAGCAGGGUGAAUUCACUGGUCAGCAGAGUCAGAUAGAAAAACAGAGGUGAAUGAGCGUAGCUGCUUUUUUUCUGUCGGGCAGAGUGCAUUGGGAGACUUAUCAGCGUUCCCUUCAGCAGCGUGUUGGAGCAAAGUCAGGAGUUGAGGAAACCUGCUGAGUUCAUGUUGCAGAGGGUGGAGAAGGAGAGCCGGCAACAGGACGAAUCAAGAGGGAAGAGUGGAGGAAAAAAACAGAGCUGAAAACAAAGAGUCCUCAGCUGCAGAGAAGAAAGAGACAGAGAGAGACGAGGAGCGGAGGAGUCGAACCCGCUGACAGGCAGACGCUGGACAACAUGGACGUGAGCUCUGCCAUGGAGAAGAUGUCUGUGAAGCAGCGUGCAGGAGUUGCGGUUCAGUGUCAUGCAUGUAAGGAGAGCUGCUCUGGAUUCCAGCCACAUUCUUGGAGGAAAGCCUGCAUCGCCUGCGGCUGCAGCACAGUUGACCACGCUCCUGGAGGUGACGCCGAAGAUGACCAGCAAAUGGGACGCCUGCUCGCAGACUCACCCUGCUCCCAUUUGACAGCGAAGGUCAAAGGAGGCGGCGGCCUUCGCAUGUACAAGAGGAACCGCAUGAUCGUGACCAAUCCCGUGGUGUCGCGUAAAGACCCGACCUUCAACACUACGACAUACGACUGGGCGCCGGCCGGCCUCAACCAGACACUGGCUAUGCAGUACAUGGAGCUCAUCCCAGAGAGUCAACGUCCCCUCUCAGGGACAGUUGGAGCGUUGGAGCGACGCAGGCAGCUCUUCAGUCAGCUCCCAGCCUACGACCAGGACCCCAUGAAGUGUCAGAGCCUGGCCAGUGAGGAGGAGAUUUCCUCCAUGCUGCUGUUUGUGAAGAGCUACAAACAGGAGGUGCUGGGAGUCGGAGAGGUGGCCCUACCUGGUGAGGGUGGUGCUCUGAGGGAAGCAGCCAUUCAGAGGACAGCAAAGGAAGCCAAGGACCGUAGUAACAGUGACAAAAAAGGUGCUCUGGAGCAGCAGCACCAUGGCUUGACCGACAGCAGCACUGCCACCGCCACUGGCUCCACUAACGGAACAGAUGACAACACCAAGACUGUACAUCUGUGCUCUGGUUGCCAAGGUGAGGUUGCCAAGGAGAGUCCAGCUGUUUACGUUGAGCGUGCAGGUUACCAUAGCGCCCUGUGGCAUCCCACCUGCUUCGUAUGUUCAGAGUGUGGCCAGGGUCUGGUGGACCUGGUCUACUUCUGGUCCAAUAAGAAGCUGUUCUGUGGACGACACUACUGUCAGACGGUCCGGCCGCGAUGCUCAGGCUGCGAUGAGCUGAUCUUCUGUCAGUCUUUUCACACGGCUAAAGAUGGACGGACGUGGCAUCCUCAUCAUUACUGCUGCUGGAAGUGCGGGCAAAACCUGGAUACACCCUGUCAGCACUGAGAUGCUCACGCAACACAGCGUUCAACACAAUAUGGUGUUCAGUUUAAAGAAGUUUAGCACUGCUAGAAAACAGAAUAACAAGGUCAGACAAGACAAAAAAAUGUUGAUUCUCUUUUUUUCUAUAAACAAAAAAAAUACGUAAAGGAUAAAUAAUCCUUAAUAAGUAGUGCUUAACGUCUUUAAAUUAUAUGUUUAGUUGACAUUUAGUAUUUAAAAUAGUGUAUGCUACAGGGCUGGCUGAUAUAUUGAUGUUUAAAAUACUUAAGACAUCUAACUGACAUUGAAGUACUUUAAGACUUGUUCAGUUGAGCCUACUGGUGUUUCAAGUACUUAAGGAAAUGUUUAGUUGACACAAAAGUGUUUAAAGUACUUAGAAACAUUUGGUGGAUUUAUUAGCACUUAGCGCUGACAGUGACUGGAGCCAGAUGUUUCAGAUACAUACAGCAGCCUACAGGACGGAGGAUCAGACCUGACAGUUUAGAGAAGAAAUUAGUAAAUUAGAUAAAAUUACAAAUACAUUUAUUAGUAAACAAGGAUAGAAAAAGGCCCACUUACUUGCUGGUUUCAGAGCUUUCAAUCACAUCACACAGUCUUCAUCAGCAGAUGGAGUGGGCUCAGUAAUCAUGGAACUGUAGAUGUUAAAGUUUUUUAACAUUGCAUUUUAACAUACUGUCAUAGAUUAGGUCUAGAUUUUGAAGGGCCACACUGUGUUGUUGUAAUCUUAACACAGAAAAUAUCUCGGAAGACUUUACUAAAUAUUAACGCAGUUGUAAUUAAUUACCAUGUCAGGUUUGAGUCUGUGCACAUUUGUGUAUCACUUUUAUUUCAGGCAGAAAUAACUAGAUAUUUGACUUUAACAUCAGAGAACUGGACAGCCAGAAGGCUGGAGAAGGCGUGUAACUAAUUAAAAAUUAAUAAUACUCUGCCGGAUUUUUUGUUUGUUUUGUUUUUGUUUUUGCUGCAGUAGAUUUUAACCAUCUGCUUUUUAAUACUCAUCAUUUGAAGUUGGGUCGUGUUUUUGUACUAACUGUAGGCUAUAAACAGAAGCAGAGAUUUUACUCUUAAUAUGUAAUUUUCUUAAUUUUCUUUUUGACGUUUUAUUUUUGUGGAUCCAUUCUGCAGUUAACCUCUUAGAUAAACAUGGAUCUCUGCUGCUGCUAAAUGCUGCUUUAUGUUAGUUAUACUCCUGAUAAAGAUUUGUAUUUUGCUACAGUUAACAAAGAUGUUUGUCACCCAAGAGGAGAGUACUGUGAAGUAGCCACACAAAGUUUACUGGCUGCAUUGUAUUUUUU
Epinephelus fuscoguttatus (brown-marbled grouper) is the source of this 3031-nucleotide messenger RNA. It is a transcript of the gene lmcd1, whose product is annotated as LIM and cysteine-rich domains 1. Gene Ontology annotation, molecular function: zinc ion binding. The transcript has 9 exons. NCBI's taxonomy places the organism in Eukaryota, Metazoa, Chordata, Actinopteri, Perciformes, Serranidae. The coding region runs from base 639 to 1739 and encodes 366 amino acids. The record is from RefSeq and is a predicted model, not a curated record.